AUGGCAGUCGAAAAUCCCACCACCACUACCAAGCCGAAAGUCCUCCUCACAGGUGCGAACGGCUACGUGGCAGCGCACGUCCUGAAGCAACUGGUAGAAGCAAACUAUCAUGUUACCGGCACCGUCCGGUCUGAAGAAAAAGCCAACCUAAGCCGCUCCUUCAAUCCCGAGUACGAAGGGAGCGUCAGGUUUAUUGUCCUGCCAGACUUCACCAAGCAAGAGUCCUGGGACCAGAUAUUCAAAGAGACCGAAUACGACUAUGUCGUCCACACCGCCGCCCCGCUGAUGUCAGAAGAAAACACGGACUUUGAUAAGCACUACUUGAAGCCGAAUGUUCAGGGGUAUGGUUCGCUCUGCCUUUUUUUUACACGAAGGAGUGUGCAGUGCUGA
This is a messenger RNA of Tuber melanosporum (Perigord truffle), 390 nucleotides long. RefSeq lists its product as uncharacterized. The transcript has a single exon. NCBI's taxonomy places the organism in Eukaryota, Fungi, Ascomycota, Pezizomycetes, Pezizales, Tuberaceae. Bases 1 to 390 code for a protein of 129 amino acids. The record is from RefSeq and is a predicted model, not a curated record.